AUGAAUAAAUUAUAUACAAUGAAACGAUAUUUCAAUGUAUAUUUUUUAAUUCCUUUAUUUUUGUUAUAUAAUGUAAUAAGAAUAAAUGAUUCAAUUAGAAGUAGAACACUUUAUGAUAGAGAAGAUGAAUCAUCAGAUAUUUUAAGAGUAAAAUCAGGCGAAUUAAAUAAUAAUCAUAAAAUUAAUAUAUAUAAUUCAGAUUAUCAAGAUGUAAAUAAUCAAGCAAUAAAUAGUUUUUUAGAAAAUAAAAUUGAGAAAAAAGAGAAGUCUUCAGGUUUUAUAAAUAAUAAAACAAAAUCAAAUGAUGAAAAGCCACCUUCAUACUCAUAUAGUAAUGACAAAUUUUAUUCACCUUCCGAAAUUGAAGAAAAUUCAGGAAAUGCAAAUAGUAAUAGUUUUGCAAAUAAUAAUAAUAAAUAUACUUUUAUACAGAAACCUACUAACUAUGUUUGUGGAAUAAAAAGAAAAUUAAUAAAAUGGGUAUGUCCAAAAAACAGUAAGGGAAUUACUGUAUGUGUUCCCGAUAGAAAAAUACAAUUAUGUAUAGCAAAUUUUUUAAACUCAGAUUUAGAAACAAUAGAUAUAUUUAAAGAAAUGUUUUUAAAAUCUGUUAUUUUAGAAGCAAAAUUAUUAUUUGACAAAAAUGAAGGAAAAUAUUCUUCAAUAUUUUGUAAUGAAUUAAGAAAUAGUUUUUCAGAUUAUAGAAGUAUACUUAUAGAUGAUGACAUGGAUUUUGGGGGUAAUACAGAUAAAGUGAAAGUACAUAUUAAUAAUAAAUUCUCCUAUUAUUAUAGCCAAUCAAAUAUGGAAAAUAUAAAUGAUAUAAAAAAAAAAUGGUGGGAAGACAAUAAAAAAGAAUUGUGGAAUAAGAUGAUAGAAAAAUACAAAGGAAAAAUAAGUAAUGAAUGUUCCAAAAUCCCUGAGGACGAACCUCAGAUUAAUCGAUGGAUAAAAGAAUGGAAUGAAAAUUUUUGGUUGGAAAAGGAUAGAUUGUUUCUAAAUAUACGAGGUAAGUGUUCUGAAAACAAAAAAUAUGAAGCAUGUUCUGUUGGAUGUAGACUUCCAUGUUCUUCAUAUACUUCAUUUAUGAACAAAAGUAAAUCAGAAAUGGAUGUUUUAAUGAACUUGUAUAAGAUUAAAAAUCCAAAAGACAAUGAACAUAAUUUUCUGAAUGAGGUAUUUAAAAAAAAUAAUGAAAAAAAUAUAGUCGAUGUUUUCAAAAAUGAAAAGGAAUAUGAUGAUUUAUGUGAUUGCAAAUAUACUGUUACUAUUAUUAAAAGUUUUUUGAAUGGUCCUGCUAGGGAUAAUGUAGAUAUUGCAUCAGAAAUUAAUGCUAAUGAUAUUCGAGAGUUUGGAUGUGGUUACAAAAGUAAUAAUAAAAGAAGUUGGAAUUGUACUGGAUCAUUUACGAAUAAUUUUCCUGGUACAUGUGAACCACCCCGAAGACAUACAUUAUGCCUUGGACGUAUAUAUAGUAUAAACGAUGGGAAUGAAGAUCGUUACAGGGAACAUUUAUUUGCAGCUUCAAUAUAUGAAGCACAAUUAUUAAAAUAUAGAUAUAAGGAGAAGGAUGAAAAUGCGUUGUGUAGUAUAAUACAAAAUAGUUAUGCAGAUAUAGCAGAUAUUAUCAAAGGAUCGGAUAUGGUAAAAGAUAAUAAUGGUAAAAAAAUGGAAGAGAAUUUAAAUAAAGUAAACAAAAAUAAAAACAGAAAUGAAGAAUCAUUGAAAAGUUUUCGUGAACAAUGGUGGGAAAAAAACAGAGAAGAUGCAUGGAAUGUAAUGUCAGCAGUACUUAAAAAUAAGGAGGCUUGUAAAGAUGCUGAUAAGUUUCAAAAGAUCCCCCAAUUUUUAAGAUGGUUCAAAGAAUGGGGGGAUGAUUUUUGUCAGGAAAGAAAGGAGAAAAUAUAUUCAUUUAAGUCAUUUAAGGAAGAGUGUAAGAAAAAAGAUUGUGAAGAGAAUACAUGUAAAAAUAAAUGUAAUGAAUAUAAAAAGUGGAUAGAUUUGAAAAAAAUCGAAUAUGAUAAACAAGUUGAAAAAUACACAAAAGAUAAAAAUAACAAGAUUUAUGAUAAUAUUGAUGCAGUAAAAGAUAAAGAAGCGAAAAUAUAUUUACAAGAAAAUUCCAAAGAAUGUAAAGAUGUAAAUUUUGAUGAAGAAAUCUUUAUUGAACAUACAAAGAAAUAUGAUGAGUUGUGUGAAAAAUGUAAUGAAAUAAAAUAUUUAAAUGAAAUUAGAUAUCCUAAGAAAAAACAUACUAUAUAUGACAUAGACACAUUGUCAGAUGCCUUUGGUGGUGGAACCCCAAUAACUAUUAAUGAAAAUAUAAAUGGACAACAAAAUAGAGUAGAUUCCUCAAUAUCUGAAAGUAAGAAAGUAAAAGAUUCAAAUGGUGCUCCUAAACCAGAAAGUGAAAUUUCAAGUAGAAUUGAAAAACCAAGUAGUGAUAUAAAUCAGAGUGAACAAUUAAACAACCAGAAUGUUUCGCAAAGAAGUAGUUAUGAUCAAUCAAGUGAAGGAAAAGAAUUAUUAGAGAAUGGAAAAUCAGAUGUUAAUAAAAAUGAUAGGGAGGUAUCAAACUCACUUACAUCUGAAAUAGAUGAUAAGAAUAAAAAUUCAUUAACUACCUUAGGUAAUGAAAAUAAAUCAUUAUUGUCUACUGAAGAUCAAGAAAAUAUAGUUGAUGCGAGUAAUUUGGGAAAUGAAUCAGUAGAUGUAAAUAGUGAUGAUAGUGCUACGAGUGUAAAAGUAAAGAGUGAAAGCAAAGAUUCUGGAAAUUCUGACAAAAUUAAGGGAAAUCCUGCUGAAUGGGAUAACAAUGAAGUUGAUUCUACUUCAAGUAUGCCCCAUAGUGUUCAAAGUACUUCUGGUAUAAAUGAUGGACAUUCUGAACAAUCCUUAAGUAACUCAAGGGAUACAUCAAAUAAUAUAUUAGACCCUUCAGAAAUUGAAAGAAGUGAUAAUCAAGUAAAUAAUUCACAUUCUAGUGGUGAUUCAGAUUCUUUGACAAUCGAAAAAAUUUCCUUAAAAGAUAAUAAGGAAAGUUCCCAAGAUUUACAAUCUUCACGUAGUAAUAGUCAUAAUACAUUGCUAUCUUCACAAUCAGAUGAUACAGUUAAAUCAAUUCAGGGUCUUGAUCCUAGUAGAUACAAUGAAGAUGAUAGGGAUGAUACAUUACAUAUCUCUGAAGAACAAUUAAGACAUAUUACAGGUGAAAACAUGAAUAGUGAAGAUGAAACAAUACCAAAUACUCUUAAUAUACCUGGUAUUAAUAUGAGAAAUGAGAGAAGUGUAAAUAGCCAUGAUUUUAAUAGAAGAGUUAUGAAGCAUAAUGAUGAAGAUCAUCAAUAUGUAACGCAAAUUGAGGAUAACGAAACCAUAAGAGGACAAGAGAAGAGUGAGGGUGAUAAUGAUAGUUAUGAAGAUGAUCAAACUAGGAGUAAUAAUUACUCAGAAAAUCAUCAUAAAAGAAAUAUAGAAGAAUAUAAUUCUAGAGAUACUAAAAAAGUAAGAGAGGAAAUAAUUAAAUUAUCGAAGCAAAAUAAAUGUAAUAAUGAAUAUUCCAUGGAGUAUUGUACCUAUUCUAAUGGAAAGAAUAGUUCAUCAGGUUCUUGUUCUAGAGAAGAAAGAAAGAAAUUAUGUUGCCAAAUUUCAGAUUAUUGUUUAACAUAUUUUAACUUUUAUUCAAUUGAAUAUUACAAUUGUAUGAAAUCUGAAAUGAAAGAUCCAGAAUAUAAAUGUUUUAACAGCAAGGGUCAAUCAAACAUGCCGUAUUUUGCUGCUGGUGGUAUUUUAGUUAUAAUAGUUUUACUUUUGGGUUCAGCAACUAGAAUGGGGAAAAGUAAUGAUGAAUAUAUUUUAGGAGAAUCUAAUAUGGAAGCAGCUUUUGAAGAAAAUAAUUACUUUAAUAAUCUAUCGCGAAUAUUUAAUCAAGAAGUACAAGAGACAAAUGCUUCUGAUUUUUCUCAGUACAAUUACAAUGAAAGGGAUAUGUAUUAA
Messenger RNA from Plasmodium adleri (nom. inval.), 3996 nucleotides. Its product is annotated as erythrocyte binding antigen-140, putative. Gene Ontology annotation, cellular component: membrane. The record is from RefSeq and is a predicted model, not a curated record. Gene Ontology annotation, molecular function: host cell surface receptor binding. NCBI's taxonomy places the organism in Eukaryota, Apicomplexa, Aconoidasida, Haemosporida, Plasmodiidae. The transcript has 4 exons. The coding region runs from base 1 to 3996 and encodes 1331 amino acids.